UCACGUCUGAGUGCCCACCGGAAAAACAACAUCAUAUGACAAGAUGGCUGCCCGAGUGAUCCUGUAUGUUUUGUUUGUCGUCGCCCUUAUAACUGUUGUUUGUUGUUCGUCUGCAACACUGAAACCUGCUGACACCCCUUACAAGGUUCAAUACGUUGAACAGUACGUAGAUAACUUCAACUUUGUCAGUUAUGGACAACGGACGUACAAGCAGAGGGUUCUAGUUUCCGAUACUUAUUGGGAGAAGAGCAAAGGUCCGAUAUUCUUCUACACCGGAAAUGAGGGGCCCAUCACGGCAUUCUGGGAAGCCAGCGGGUUCGUCAAGGAACUGGCCGCGAAAUUCAAGGCUCUGUUGGUCUUCGCGGAACAUCGUUAUUACGGCGAGUCUCUGCCGUUCGGUAACCGUUCCUUUACCGGUGAGAAUAUCGGACUGCUGAGUGUGGAGCAGGCCAUGGCGGACUACGCACGGCUCAUGACGGGCAUGCGCACACAGCUCGGCUGCGAGUCCCCGGAUGUGUGUCCCAUCAUCACUUUCGGCGGCAGUUAUGGAGGGAUGCUGAGUGCCUACAUGAGGUUUAAGUACCCAAACCUGGUGACCGGAGCUCUGGCUGCCAGCGCGCCCAUCUACCUCGUAGCUGGUCUUACAGAGGAGCAUCAGUUCUUUCAGGAUGUCACGGAGGAUUUUAGAAAGAGUGACGCCCACUGUCCACUGAAGGUCCAGUCUGCUUUUGUCCAGAUGGACGAAUUAGCUGCUGAGGGUCAGCAAGGUCUGAAGGAGAUCUCGGACCGGUUCCGACUGUGCUCCCCGCUGACAGACAGACAGGACCUGUCCCAUCUGUACGGCUGGGUGCGGAACUCCUUCACUACCCUCGCCAUGCUGGACUACCCCUACCGUACAGCGUUCGAGGCCAAGCUACCGGCCAAUCCUGUCAACGUGGCCUGUGGUUUGAUUCUAAACAGCAGUGAUCUACUGAAGGGACUGUCACAGGCAGCAGGAUUGGUCUAUAACGGGACAGAUGGAACACUUGAGUGUUUCGACAUCUUUCAGGAGUUCAUAGCGUGUGCAGACCCUACAGGGUGUGGUCUGGGGGAUGACUCAACUGCAUGGGACUAUCAGGCAUGUACGGAAGUGACUCUACUUGAGAGCACCAACAACGUGACGGACAUGUUCCCUCCGCACAACUACACGGCGGAGGCCCGGGCGGAGUACUGCCGGGACACCUUCGGCGUCACGCCCCGGCCCGACUGGAUGGGCAUACAGUUCUGGGGCAAAAAUAUUUUGUCGUCGAGUAACAUCAUCUUCUCCAACGGUGACCUGGACCCCUGGCGGAGGGGCGGGGUUCUGACUAACCUGUCGUCUUCUCUCGUCGCUAUAACUAUAGAGGGAGGAGCACAUCACCUGGAUCUCAGGGGUACGAACCCUGCAGACCCAGCCUCGGUCACCCAGGCGAGGCAACAAGAAGAGGCUCUGAUUGGCCAGUGGAUCAGCCAGGCCACCAAUCAGGUUUGGGAAGGGCCUACCACGAAAUAACGGCGAGAUCAGGACGGAACAUGCUGGACUUUACCAUAAUGAGAGUUAUGUACAAUACCAACAAGAAGUUAUAUUUUAAGUUGGCCUUUUUCCUUACAGAGGAGUACUGCUCACUAACUUUGCGAAACAAACUUGGAGAUAAAAUAAUACAGCUUCGUACUUAUAGUGCCCUAACGUGGCUUAAUGACAACCUCUUGUGUAUUGAUCUACCCGUUACAGUCUAGGGCUACCAUACCUUCAACACAGUAAAAUAAGAUAAAAUACAAAUUUCCUGUGUAUUAUCCGAAAUCUAUAGUGUUUUCAAGAAUAUCAAACCUCUGUUGAAGAAGAUAAUACUAUGAACCAUUUGUACCUUGCACCAUGUAUUUCGUUCUCUGUGUUUUCAGCAGUCCCCUAUGUGGAUAGUGUGAGCCUGGUUCGCUGCCAGCGGUCUGCCAUAGGCACAGAACACGUCCCUGUAACGUUUAGACAACAUACAGUUACAACAUUUUAAACCAUGCUUCAAACAUUGUAAUCAGAAAUUAGAGAUUUUAGCCUUCAGGAAAGUA
This is a messenger RNA of Branchiostoma belcheri (Belcher's lancelet), 2079 nucleotides long. Its product is annotated as dipeptidyl peptidase 2-like. NCBI's taxonomy places the organism in Eukaryota, Metazoa, Chordata, Leptocardii, Amphioxiformes, Branchiostomatidae. The coding region runs from base 44 to 1531 and encodes 495 amino acids. The transcript is spliced from 11 exons. The record is from RefSeq and is a predicted model, not a curated record. Gene Ontology annotation, cellular component: vesicle. Gene Ontology annotation, biological process: proteolysis. Gene Ontology annotation, molecular function: dipeptidyl-peptidase activity; serine-type exopeptidase activity.